Saccostrea cuccullata (small rock oyster) is the source of this 1313-nucleotide messenger RNA. Its product is annotated as ionotropic receptor 25a-like. The transcript is spliced from 3 exons. Gene Ontology annotation, molecular function: transmitter-gated monoatomic ion channel activity involved in regulation of postsynaptic membrane potential; glutamate receptor activity. NCBI's taxonomy places the organism in Eukaryota, Metazoa, Mollusca, Bivalvia, Ostreida, Ostreidae. Gene Ontology annotation, cellular component: postsynaptic density membrane; plasma membrane. The coding region runs from base 1 to 735 and encodes 244 amino acids. Gene Ontology annotation, biological process: modulation of chemical synaptic transmission; synaptic transmission, glutamatergic. The record is from RefSeq and is a predicted model, not a curated record.
AUGAGUUUGGACGAUACGUUGGACCCUGUAGAGAGGGCUAAGCUGGCGGUGUGGGACUAUCCAGUCAGUAACAAGUAUACCAAGCUCUGGGAGACCAUGAAACUUUCGGGGUUUCCACACUCUCUGCACGAAGCACUUUCCAGUGUAAAGAAUGGGACAUUCGCCUACAUAGGGGACGCGGCGGAGAACCAGUACCAGACGAUGAGGUCAAUGGAGAACUGUGACCUCUGGCAGGUGGGGGAGGAGUUCAGCAGGAAACCGUUCGCCCUGGCCGUCCAGAACGGGUCGCCAUUACGGAACGAUCUCUCCACUGCAAUACUACAGCUCCUUAAUCAACGAAUGCUUGAAAAACUGAAGAAAAAAUGGUGGGAUAAAAAUAAAGUGAAAUGUCCAAAACUGGAAAAUGAGAGCGAGGGCAUCAGCCUGAACAAUAUUGGCGGGGUUUUUAUCCUCAUCGCGGGAGGGGCUGCACUAGCCCUCGUGUGUCUGGGGUUCGAACUUUAUUUCUUUAAAUACAAACCGAAGCAAGCCUCGAAGAACUACGGUGUGGCAAAAAGCCAUUCUAAAGCAAACCUACCAACUGACAAAGGGACAAAGAAGGAAAAUGGCGUCAACACACGGUCUGAAGAAAAUCAGGAAUCUUCGUUCGAGAGAAGCAACGGAAGUAUGGAAAACCCUGGUUUAUUCAAUCGGUCUGUGCGUGGAGUCACUUUUUCUCUCGGAGAGAGUCUUUAAUAUGAAUAUUGACCUUGAAUAUGAGAAAUGUUUUAUUGCUUUCCUCUUCAGCAUCCUCGCAAUGCUUUGGACCCUGAGUCUACACGUUGCCGUUGGAAACCACGGGUCUGUUCAAUGACCUGGAUAAAAUUUGUUAUUGAUGUUUGAACAUGAAUGAAUGUUCAUUUGAUUUUAGUUAAAUUGCAAGUCUUGCAAAAUGAUUUCUGGAAGGACACUUCAAAGUGACAUCAAAAUAUGGUUUAAACAGCGUCAGAAACUAGGAAAUAAUUCAUUGAUUAAGGAAUAGUGACACAUAUUAACGUAAUCCAAAUAAUUUCAGUCCAUGUUUUAACACUACUAAUUUACAAUUUCCAUAAAACGUUUUUUCGAUAUUUAUAUUUCCAAUGUCUUUGUCGGAGAAAAACUUCAAUUAAGGUUUGUUUUGUUUGUUUGUAUUGUUGUUGAACGUCCCUCUCGAGAAUUUUUCACUCGUAUGGAGACGCAACCAUUUGCCCGUGGAGAGCAGCAAAUUUUGUCCUAUACUCGGCACUCGGGCCGUAAGGAUCAAUUUUCUUCGCGACACUAGAGCAGACGCUUUA